Molecule: messenger RNA, 3842 nt
Organism: Solanum stenotomum
Lineage: Eukaryota; Viridiplantae; Streptophyta; Magnoliopsida; Solanales; Solanaceae
Exons: 4
Coding region: 364-3711 (1115 amino acids)
Source: RefSeq, a predicted model, not a curated record
UUACUGCAUCCACAGUUGGGCAGAUUUAGGCACGAAGCAAAACCUUCUCCAUAGCACAACCGUAUAACUAUCCAAAUCUUUUCUUUCUGAUUAGGUUUUCUUGGUUUGAAGUUUCCCCUCCUUACUCUACUACUUGUUCCAUCCUUUACUAUAUAUGUAUACAAGAAGUCCUUUGUGAGAUUCCUAGCAGAUUCUUUCUAUCCUCUGUCAAUUUCUGGAAUUAAUUUGGUUUGAACCAGCAAUUUGGGAUUCUUGGAGUAGAUUGCAAGUACAACAAAAUUUAAAGGUAUUCCUGCAUUAGGGGGAUUUCUUUUGGAGGUAUACUCUAACUUGUCCCUGUUAAUUUCUUUUUGUUACUUCUCAAUGGAUAAAUCAUGGAUUGGAAAGCCACAGACCUCAAAUGAAUACUUGCUUGGUUUGGAUAAAUUUCUUGAUUUUGCAUUUAAAAAUGCGGCUGUGGAUGAUACAAUCAGAUGCCCAUGUCCCAUGUGUUGUUUUGGCAAGUGGAAAACUAGAGACGAAGUGCAGGAUCAUUUGGUUUGCAAGCCAUUCCCUCAAAAUUAUGUUAUUUGGAAUAUUCAUGGUGAGAAAAAGCUAUUAGAGUCUUCUGGAGAUAGAGUUGUUAUGCAAGAGACGUUCCGUCCAGAAAAUCCAAUAGAAACAAUGAUUAGUGACGCAUUUGGGCAGUAUAGGCAGCAAUCGGCUGAUGUAGGAACAUCUCAACCAUUUGGUUCAACUGAAACAUCAAAUGAGGGGCAUAGGGAGGAUACUGGUGACUUUCGCGACUUUCUCAAAGAUGCAAGUGAAACACUGUAUGAAGGGAGCAAGUAUACAAAGCUAGAGUUUUUAAUAAAAUUGUAUCAUAUAAAGGUCUAUUGUCGAUUAAGUGACAAGGCAAUGACCAUGAUACUAGAUUUAUUGAGAGAUGCAUUUGAAGAUGCAAAGUUACCUCCUUCUUUUUAUGAGGCCAAAAAAACAAUUAGCAAACUUGGCCUUGACUACACCAAUAUACCAGCAUGUCCAAAUAAUUGUAUGUUAUUCUGGGAAGGUGAUUCUGAAUUGGAAGCAUGUAAGCAUUGUGGUACAUCUAAAUGGAAUCCUAACAAGAAAAACAAGCAAGCUGCAAAGGUUUUGCGUUACUUUCCAUUGAAACCAAGGUUGAAAAGGUUAUUUAUGUGUCGCAAGACUGCUGAGCAUAUGAGAUGGCAUGCUUUGGACAGUAACUCAGAUGGGUUGAUGAGGCAUCCAAGGGAUGGGGAGGCAUGGAAGACAUUUGAUCAAACUCACUCUGGAUUUGCUUCUGAUCCUCGAAACGUUCGGUUGGGCCUCGCUAGCGAUGGUUUUAAUCCUUUUGGAACAAUGAGUACUAGCUACAGUAUUUGGCCAGUCUUCUUGAUUUCGUACAAUCUUCCUCCUUGGAUGUGUAUGAAGCACACCUCUUUCAUCUUAUCAAUGAUCAUUCCAGGCAAGCAGAUGCCUGGAAAUAAUAUAGAUGUGUACUUACAGCCUCUUGUGAAGGAAUUGUGUGAGUUAUGGAAUGAUGGUGUUGAAACGUUUGACUCAUCAUUGAAUGAAACUUUCAGAAUGCAUGCAGCUCUUAUGUGGACAAUUAGUGACUUUCCUGGAUUAGGUAUCCUCUCUGGCUGGAAUACACAUACUGGUUUUGCUUGCCCAACUUGUAACUUUGACACAGAACCUUGUCGUCUUGUUCAUAGUAAAAAGUGUUGUUUUAUGGGUCAUCGUCGUUUCCUGAGAAGAAAUCACAGGUUCAGAUUCAACCGAGUGCGCUUCAAUGGAAGCACAGAGGAGCGGAAUCCACCAAUAAAACUAUCAGGAUCUGACAUUUUGAGACAAAUUGCGGAAGGUAAAGGAGCAAAGUUGGAUGGUAAAAGGAAAAGAUCUAGACGAGCAACUAAACAAUGGAACAAGAGAAGUAUAUUUUUUGAACUUCCUUAUUGGCAAUCUAACUUGUUGCGUCAUAAUCUAGAUUUUAUGCAUAUUGAAAAGAAUAUAUGUGACAAUAUCAUAUAUACGUUGCUCCAUGAUAAAUCAAAAUCAAAAGAUAAUGAAAAUGCCCGAAAGGAUCUAAGAGAAAUGGGCAUAAGGCGUGAUCUUUGGCUGAAGGAUAAUGGAUCAUAUAACCUUGCUGUGUUUUCACUAAUGACUGAUAGCAAAAAGAAGGUGGACACCAAAAAGUUGUUUCUUACAACUUUAAAGAAUAUUAAAGUACCAGAUGGCUACUCCAGUAACAUCUCCAGAUGUGUAGAUUUGGUACAAAAAAAGAUUUUUGGGUUGAAAAGUCAUGAUAGUCAUAUUAUUUUAGAGCAAUUUCUACCACUGGCAAUUCGUAAUGUAUUGCCUGACCAUGUAGUUACCGUUCUGGUGGAAUUCUGCUCAUUUUUCAGAGCCAUCUCUAGCAAAACCUUGAAUAUUUCAGAGCUAGAUAUUCUUCAAGAGCGCAUUAUAAUCACACUUUGUCACUUAGAGAUACUAUUUCCUCCAUCAUUUUUUACAGUAAUGGUUCAUUUAUCUGUUCAUUUAGUAGAGGAAGCAAAACUCGGAGGUCCAGUGCAUUACCGAAACAUGUAUCCUGUGGAGAGGGAAUUAGGUCAUUUUAAGCCCUUUGUACGGAAUAAAUCACAAUCAGAAGGUUGUAUAGCUAAGGGUCACAUAGCUGAAGACACUCUUACCUUUUGUUCUUACUAUAUGGAGGAUAUUGAAACAAGGUUCAAUAGACCUAGGCGUGUCCGUGAUGAUCCAAACUACAUUCAGCCUUCUGGAAUGUUGACUAUCUUCCCUCAGCUAGGUAAACCUGCAUCAGCUCCAGAAAAUUACCAUUUAGCUCCUAUGCAGAAACUACAAGCUCAUCGAUAUGUGCUUUUGAAUUGUUCAAUAGUCACACCAUUUGUGGAAGAAUUUAGACAACACAUAAGGAGGAGUUCACGAGGAAGAAGACCUUCACCUACAGAGAUAGAGAGGAAAGUUAAUAAAGAAUUUGUAGAUUGGUUCCAAAAACGGAUUAUGAAUCCAGACUCAAUAGACACAAUGUCUACUGAUCUAAAGUUUUUAGCACGAGGUCCAUCUGUAAAUGCAAGAAGAUAUACUGCAUAUAAUAUCAAUGGGUCUAAAUUUCGAACUUUGGCUCGAGAAGAAGGUCUGAAAACACAGAAUAGUGGAGUUUUCUUAACCUCUAAAACAUCAUGUGUUGCAAGUAGCUCUGAUGGAAAUUUAAGGCAAGCGGAGAUACCAUAUUAUGGGAAGUUAGAAGAUAUUAUUGAGAUCAAUUAUAAUGGACGAUUCAAGGUUGUUCUUUUCAAAUGUAAAUGGGCUGAUACUACUCGAGAUAGAGGGUAUCAAAAGGAUCGUUGGAAUUUUAAUUGUGUUAAUUUUGAUAAACUGAUUCACACGGGUGAACGUGAAGAACAUGAGCCUUACAUCGAAGCAUCUCAAGCACAACUGGUGUUCUAUGUGGAUGAUAUUGUCAAUAAAGGUUGGAGUGUUGCUGUGCAUCUAAAGCCAAGAGAUAUGUACGAUAUGGGAGAAGUAAUAGAAGAAGAAGUAUAUGAGAAUGAACCAUACCAAGAGCAAGAACUUGAACAGUUUUAUGCUGAUGGUGAUGACUAUGUACAACUAGCUACAGAUCAUAUAAUUGAUGAUAUAGUAGAUCCAAAUGUUGCUACUGACCUAGCAACAAAUGCAAUGUCUGAAUGAGUUUUAUGAUUACCAUUAAUACUACCAGUUCUUUUUGAAGUAUGUUUGGUGCUUAUGUGUGAUUUUCUUUAAUCUGAUUUGGAAUGAAUUUUGUCAUCAUUUAUCAUUCAAUGAGGCUUUGAUUAGACUAA